Ooceraea biroi (clonal raider ant) is the source of this 4122-nucleotide messenger RNA. It is a transcript of the gene Usp16-45, whose product is annotated as ubiquitin specific protease 16/45. The record is from RefSeq and is a predicted model, not a curated record. Gene Ontology annotation, biological process: protein deubiquitination. Gene Ontology annotation, molecular function: cysteine-type deubiquitinase activity; zinc ion binding. NCBI's taxonomy places the organism in Eukaryota, Metazoa, Arthropoda, Insecta, Hymenoptera, Formicidae. Gene Ontology annotation, cellular component: nucleus; cytosol.
UGCGAGAAACAGCAGUAGUGUGCACAAGUGUGCGUCAUUGUGCUACAUGCACGCGACGGAGUUUCCACAUGUUUUUUUUACGCACGCGAACGUCAGGAUUUAGCUGACGAAAGGAGUGAUCCUUAGUGCGGCAGGCACGUACGUGUGCACGCAAUUGACGAGAACGUUUACAGGUAACGCUGCAAGAUGAGUAAGAAACGGAACAGACAGCCAGACGCGAAUCCGGAUGUCAGUGAAGCCUCCACCGAGUCCUGCGAGGAAACGAGCACAGCAGGUGUAAAAUGUCAGCAUAUAGUAAAAGCCAUCAACCUGAACAAAGUGAAGAAGAACCUAAAGAAAGCUAGCAUAGUGAGCGAGUGUUCUAUGUGCAAGAAACUGGAAGUGGAUUCUAAAGAUACAGAGGAGACAUACACCGUCUCCAGACCGCUGUGGAUCUGUCUUCAAUGCGGCGAACAAGGUUGCGGCAAGGAGCAGGAACAGCAUGCCUUGGAGCAUUAUAGGAAACCUCACAGCGACAGCCAUUGCAUGGUGACGGACACUCAUCAUUGGAAUGUUUGGUGUUACCAGUGCGAAGCUGAAGUUCACCCUAGUAGCAGGAAGAAGUUGUUGGAGACUGUGGAGUUCAUCAAGAAGUGUGUCACUAUGCCGCAAGUACCUCAGCAGUCGAAAACGCCAGCGACUCAGUGCCAAAAAGAGAUCGUAGUUGAUGUACAAGAGAAAGAGAAGCAUAAAAUGUUAAACAAUCUUCCCAAAGUUGGUGGUUUAGCCAACUUAGGAAAUACUUGUUUCUUCAACGCCGUACUCCAGUGUCUAGCGCAGACCCCUUAUCUGGUAAAGGUGUUGGACGAUUUGCGUUUGCCUGGGCAAAAGUUCGUCUUGCCAGGUGGAAAACACAAGCCUGUCAAUGCCGAAGAGGAAGUAGAACUGCCGCCAAUCGAAGGUACCUUAGAACGAUGGGGCAGUUUCACAUCGAUCCUGUGUGAGACUCUAUCAAAGAUGCAGAACACCAAUGGUCAUCAGACGUACACGCCUUUGAAUCUUCUUUGCAAACUCAGGAAAAAGACUACGCAGUGCGUGGAUGGAGGUCAGCACGACUCGCACGAGUUUCUUCGUCAUUUGCUGGAAAUCGUGCGCAAUGAGGAUCUUCGAAGAUAUCAGAGCAUAAUUCUAAAGGAAGUCGGUCUAAGCGAGAAAACCAAGCCAGACUGCGUCGAGACGGGUUUGAAAUCUCGCGUUAAAUUCUAUGGUAAUCAAGCCAGCACGCGAUUGCUUGGGCCAGAAGCGGUAUUCCGCGGAGUGUUAGUGUCGACUCUAGAGUGUCUGGACUGCCAUCAUUCGUCGCAACGUACGGAACCGUUUCUGGAUUUGAGUCUGCCCGUCACGGCGGAUAAACCGCAACCUCCGCUCUUAAAAAGGAAGAAUAAUGAGUUCGAGGAUACCUUUGACAUGAUGAACAUUCAGCAACGCGAUUAUCAAGCCACCGAUAUACCGUGGAAGCAACUGAAGAAGGAGAAGAAGGCAGCCAGAAAGAACCGAAAGAACAAAAAGCACGAGGAUUAUAGCAACUCGAAUUCUGCAUUAACGGAAUCGAAUAAUCCUACGGUAGAAAAUAACGACAACGUUCUGAAGUCAGAAGAAAGCGAUGCCGACGUGGAAGACAACAUUGAGGUGGACAACUCUCAUCCGGAAGUCGGGGAGUCUGGUUACAGCUCGGAAAAAGCUUCCGCCGUUGCCAGUCCGAUCUCUCCCGCCGAUCACCUUCACCUUCAACCGAGCAAUGAUCUUAACAAUGACGUCGCUAACACAGCCAGUCUGGAGGACGGUAAUCCGGACAGCAAUCUGGACCCAGCACAAGUUAGACACCCAGCGAGCAUUAACACCUUAACUAGUCCUAGUCCAACUGACGUGUCGAUGACGGACUUGACUCAAAUCAGGAUGCCGUCCGAGAAGACUGACAGGAACGUUGGCGCAGCCAGCUCCGAGAACGAAGCGUCAGCCGCCGCGGCGUUGUCCACCUCCAUGAUCGUCAACUCCGACAUUACGAACUCCGAGGUGUCCACUGCGAGUUUGAGCAGCUCGGCCGCCUCCAAGGAGAGCCCCGUUAGCCCCGUGAACGGUGAUGAAACUGGGGAAAGAUUGGACGGUGUCGAGGCAUGGAUGACGACCGCUCUGUCCAAGUGUAACAGAAGGAAGUACAAUAACGGCACUUCCAACGGGGACGAUCCUGAGGAGCAGGAUCUGUGCAAUGAAGUUGGCGAUAUAAUGGCUGGAAUGUCCCGACUAGGGAUCGCCGGACACCAGUCACCCAGCCGUUACGCAACCAAGGAGGGCGAGUGUUCGGUGGAAUCGUGCUUAAAUCAAUUUACCGCGCUAGAACUUAUGACGGGAAGCAACAAAGUCGUGUGCGAAGCGUGCACAGCUCGCGAGAAAAAGACUCAGCAGAGCUCGUCGAAGAUGGUGUGUACAUCGAGCACCAAACAGUACCUUAUCUCCGAGGUACCUCCAGUGUUAAUACUGCAUCUCAAGAGGUUCCAAACACAGAGAGUCGGCUUCCGUAAGGUUCUCAAGCAUGUAUCGUUCCCAAUGUUGUUGGAUUUGGCGCCGAUCUGCAAGGGCCACAAGAAGCCUCGAGUUUAUGCGCUCUACGGAGUUGUUGAACACAGUGGGACUGUUCAUGGUGGUCACUAUGUUGCUUAUGUUAAGACGAGACUGCCGUUAUCGCCAGAUGAUCCGCGCUGGAAUUUCCUUCCCAAAGAUAAGAAUCCGAAAACGGGCGAGGAAUCGAGUAGCUCGAGCUCGGAUACGGAGGGAGAGGAAGCGUCAACGAAAGCUACGUCCGUUGUAGAACCACCACCAGGAAGAUGGUAUUAUGUGUCGGAUUCUCGAGUAUCGGAAGUAGAUGAGAACACAGUGCUGCAGAGUCAAGCAUAUCUCUUAUUCUACGAGAGAAUUCUCUGAUUCCUCAGAGGAAGCGAAGCGAAACAGACUCGAAAAUUAUGAGAAUCGCGUUCGUUCACUUUCGAUUUCGAGAACGAAAGAAAUAAAACGAACUUUUAAUCAGGUUCUUCAUGCAAUGUUUAGUAUAUCAUAUCGCGCGUUAUCAAAUGUACGAUCAGAUGUAACUAGUAUGAUAUACUUGAUUAUAUGUACAUUCACAAGAACGUUGCAAUCUAUUAGAGAUAUCGCAAAUUGAACUGUUUCUUACGGUCAGGCAGUGACAAAACCGCGAGUGAAGGGUCUCCCUUUUUUUUAGUAAUUUUUGUAAAAGGAAAUAGUUUGUGUGUGUAAAAUCUGAAUUUUCAGAUUUAUCGAAGUUUUGCGAAAUUUUGAGCAUCGAAAGCGAAACCGAGGUUACUUUGCGACAUUUUCUUCUUUUUUAAUCGAAUAACAUAUUGGCAAGAACGAAAUUGUCCUGACUUUAAUGGGUCUGCUUGAAAGAAACUGUAAAAAAAUUAACAUGUUUGAUAAAAAUGGAAAGAAUAAAUGUAUAAUAAAAAGCGUACUUCUAUCACAAAGUAAUUUUGGUUCGUAGCGUGUUAUUUUCUUGCAAUCAAUUUAUGAUAUGGAAUGUGAAAUGCUCGUAACAAUAGGACACUUAUAAGUUAUAUAUUAUUAUAUUUUACGUAUAUAUCAUUUUAUGUGCAAGUUGAGGUUGAGAGAGCUCGAAGCCUUGUAAGGCGCGAUAGGCGUAAUUUAUAAAUUGGAGCGAAUAUUUGAUAUUGAUGAAACGCCACGAGAAGAGAAUUCUUUCAAUAGCGUACUUCGACUAUGAUAAAUACUAGAUGAUCAUGUUCGACGUUGAAAACAACUUAUCAUGAUUACAAUUGUUUUAUGAUUAUUUGUAAUAUUUUACGUGCAUUUUUUAAAGAGAAUAUAUUUACGUUGCGUUACGUAUUCAUAGAAAUAUGAAAAAAACCCACAAUGGUCGUUGGUAUUAAACAAUUAUUUGUAUGCGAACUGUGAUAUUAGUGUUUACUGUAUUCAAAAUAUGCUAUUACGAAGGAAAUCUCUGCUGUGCGUGUGUUAUGAUCAAACGAGCCAAAAGAGAAACCACCUCCAUUGCGUUCUUAACGUAACGUAACGAUGUACACGUGAUUGCAUUUAUAAUAAACUUAUUGCGAU